Blepharisma stoltei is the source of this 1059-nucleotide messenger RNA. Lineage: Eukaryota; Ciliophora; Heterotrichea; Heterotrichida; Blepharismidae. The record is from the annotation of a GenBank genome assembly.
AUGUCGAUUGUUUUGGUAGCUGAUAUAGGAGGAACUAACUCUCGCUUUGAGUUGCUCUCCUUCGAAAAUGGAGAAUGCACAGUUUUGAAGCCUUUAGAAAGCAUAAGUUCUCACAGCUUUGAAGAGUUUAUUCCAGUAAUUAAAGCUUUUCUUGCUGGUCAGCCAACUCCAAGCAUUGGAGUUUUUGCAAUUGCAGGGCCUAUUAAAGGCAACAGUGUUACUUUUGUCAAUACUGGUUGGCCUCCAUGCACAACAGACGCUAUUACUAAUGAAGUGGGAAUUGAAAAAGUUGUGUUUCUCAACGAUUUCCAAGCAGCUGGCUACGGAGUCUUAGAUUUAAAGCCAGAUCAAGUCAUUCAGUUAAUUCCAGAAGUAAGGCCAGUUGAGCAUUCUCCAGUCGUAGUCAUUGGACCUGGUACUGGUCUUGGAUUUUGCUUUUUAACGUGAAAUGGGCGGCAUUAUGAUGCAUGGGGCACUGAAGGAGGACAUUCUGACUUCGGUCCUAAAACUGAGCUGCAGUGAAAGUUCUCUAUGUAUAUGCUUGAAAGGGUAAGAGGAGCCUGCCAAAAAGGCGAAGAGUACCCACAAUUUGAAGGAGUCCAAGCAGCAAACCAAGAGCUGGUGCUUGCAGGAGUUGGAGCCUAUAACCUUUACCCAUUUAUGAGAAGAGAAUUUCCUGAAUUGAUCAAUGAAGAAUUUGACAGACUAUUUGAAAGCAGUCCAGGAGAAAGAAUGAAGCUAAUCAUGGAAUACGGAUUUUCAGGAAGAGACCAGCUAUGCCAAAAAUCAGUAGAAAUGUGGCUUCAAAUGCUCGGAUACGAAUGCGGAAACGCAAUCGCUAAAGCCUUGCCUUAUGGCGGAUUCUAUUUAAUUGGAGGUCUGGUUACUAGAAAUGCUGAAAAUAUAGCCCGAAGCCAAAUUUUCAAAGAGGCUCUAUAUGCUAAGCCUCCUCAUAUCAGAGCAGCUAUUAACAGCUGUCCUUUCUUUAUUGUGAACCAUGAAGACUGUGGGAUGCUUGGAGUCAAGAAAUAUGCCAAGAAUUUACUUAACAUCGCUUAA